CCCCCGCUGGCAGCCGGCGGCGCGGCCAUGGAGAACGGCGGCGUCUACAACACGACCACCGAGCCGCAGGCCAAGCCGGCCCGACGCCCCUUCGGCUGCACCCUGCGGCACCUCUGGGGAUGGCGGCUGCCCGCCAAAGCGCUCCAGGCGAUUCUCUCUCUUCUGGCUGUUAUUUGUGAAGAAAUUGUGGAGGAUUGUAUCAGCUGUGGUGGACUUUACUUCUUUGAAUUCACAAGCUGCAGUGCCUUUCUUUUGAGCCUCCUCAUCCUGUGUGUGUAUUGCACUGAUGCAUAUGAAACAUUUGGGGAAGAUAAAGUACGGAGAGUGAAUUUUGGGGCCAUGAUAGCCGUAGGUGCCUUAUUUCUCUUAGCAUCAAUAGUGCUUGCUGCAACCAGCUCUGGGUCUGCUGUUGAAAAAGCUGCAUGUGUAUUUGGAUUUCUUGCAAGUGGUGCUUUUUUAGCUGAAAGUGGUAUAGAGGGCUUUCACAGGUGGAAACAAAACACUGGCGGACGCUCUGAAAAUCCUGUCAACACUCCGAAUGCCACAGAAAAUCAGCCACUGAAUAAACAAAGCUAACUUUCUGGAAUUAUGUCCUUUUUUUUUUUUUCAAUGGAGCAAACUAAAAUGAACUUUUGGUGCACUGUAGGUAACAACUUCUGUCUCUUCAUUCUAAUCAAUUUUGUACGCAUUGCUCAUCAAAAAUAAUUUUUAUAGAUCCUUAGGUAAUGGUAUCUUAAGCAUCAUGUUCUAAGGUAACUGGUCCUGCUUAAUAAUUUGUCCUCCCACCUCUCCAGGUGACAUACACUAAAAAACCUUAUGUCUAAAUAGAGUAACUUAAGGACAACAGUGUGCUGAUUUGAUUUUGACAGAGGUGACUAAUAAAGGUUAAUGUGUGAUGCAUAAAUUCUGAGCUAUACCCUAAAGCUAUUUUCUGUAUAGAUGGACUGGAUACUUCUUUUACGACUUAUAAAUUAGUACUGCAGAAUUCAUUUUUGUACUUACUGGUCAAGCUGUGAAUGUAAAAGGGAUACCUGAUUGGAGCCUUACAGAAAUACUUAUCCUUACGUAAAGGUUUUUGUUUUUACUAUUCGUGUGUCUCAGUUCUGUCUGUGGAAAUCAGCUGAAUGGACCAGCGAGUGUAGGGGGUUUGUGUGGAGGGGAGUGUAAUGGUAUAUUACAGAGACAGCUUUGCAGCUUGUCAAAGUUUGGCCUUGUAUGCCAGAAUUGUCUUUCAGAUUGUUUCAAAGCCCUGAAAAGUUGCAGGAAGAAACUUGAAAAGCCAGCUCGGAGAGGAAAAAGAUGAAGAACAUAUAUUUUCAUGAAGUAACCCCAAAAGUAGCAAUCUGAACAUCAAUGGGAAAAAAGGUUACAGCACGCUGGUACUGUCCUGUUGAAUAUUACUUGCAGGUUUAAUGCCAAAUGCAGUUUGUUUAUGCACAGUAAAUGGUAAGCUUUACCAGAAUGGUAAUGGACACCACUGUUUUCUUUGUUUAUAAAUAUGGCACUAGCUUGAGACUUCUUGCUGCUGACUAGGUCAGUUGGUAAACAGGUAAAUAAGCACUUGUACCCUUGAUUUGUCCUGAAAGCAACGGGCUGUCAGACUGCGAGAAACACUACUGAUGCAACACCUAUCAGACAAGUGACGGACAGAGCAGACCAGAUGUUGAUGGCUUUAAAAGAAAUAAAGUGGUGAAAAGGCGUUUUGGGGAUGUCUGAGGUAGGAGCAAGACUGCUAGACCUCGCUUAAGAGGAAAACCUUCAAAAGUAGGGCAAAUUGCUGUAAGGCAGAUGUUCCAAAAUACCAAAGCAAAGGGGAAAAAGCUGAUUAUGCAAAAACAGUUCUUGUUUGAGCACUCAUGGCGUUUGCCGUGUCUUCCAGGCAUUAACUCCAUUUCAUCAAUACCCUAGUCUGACAAAUUUACAGUCCUGUAACCUGUUGUGGCAGCACUGAGACUAAACCCUCCAGAAAUCAGCUGAGCAAGCUGCACUUGGAAAAGGAGGAGGAAGCUGUUGUAAGACAAAGGGCUGUAAAUGGAGGUCAGAGGUUUUCCCCAGUGCUGCCACUUUCUGAUCAGUGUGAGUUUGUUCUCUCCCUAAGCUCUGAGACUUAAGCCUAACACUACACUUUGCUUGGAGGAUGUAAAAUUGAAGCACCAAGUUUAAGCUGUAGCUUGGCUUCAGAGCCAUGCAUAAAAUACAUACUUUCCUUCCUAGAAUUUCCUAGUUUGUGAAGAAGAAAUGCUCUAUGGAAUGGCUUUUUUUUUUUUUUCUCUUGUAUUUAUUAGUGUCCAUUUGCACUAAAACCUGGUCUCAGUCUAGGUGUGUACAGAGCUUGCUGUAGCUGUCCCUGGAAACUGGGUAGAUGAGGGAUGAUUUGUUUACAAGCAAUGCUACUGGUGAUAUGAAACUUGCCAUAAUGAGAAAUAUCUCUGCUAUGAUUUGCAGUGUCUUACUUUAGGGAUUGUGUCCAUAUCUGUGAUUAACAUUCUAAGGUUUUAUUGCCCAGGUCUCUACUAAAUUUGUUUCCACAUCACAGUAUCUGUAGUCUCUAAAUCUUGAUCUAUAAUUAAAGGCUGUAAAUACAGUGUAAGAGUAACUGUGCUGCUGAUAUUUAUUAAGCAGUGCAGCAUCACGAUGAGACUUUUAUCUUAAGGUAAUUUUUCUUAGCUUGAAAAUAUAAGAGAGUCCUGGGUUUUGUUGCUUUGCUAUAGGCUUUUUCUCACCUAAGUGCUUUGUUAUCGGUGUCCACUCCUGAACUGGAGAUAGUUAUUUUUAUGAAAAGCGCCACAAGGACUUGAUGUCAGAAGAAGGUGACUCUGACUGAGAUCUCCUGACUCCCACAAUUGGACUACUAGGCCUUUUGAAACAAAUGCUGCCAACCUUUGCAGGAUGGUUUGAUGAAUUCUGUUAUGACAUACAUGCUGGCGUCCCUGGUGUGUUUUGGGUUGUUGGACUGAGGGGGUUUGGACAUGUUUUUCAUUUUUAUUUGAGCUGUUCCAAGUAUGUAGUUUAUACCUGUUCUCUCGCCAGCUGACUGAUCCAUGUACGAUUUGAGGAUCAGAUUCCAUCCCUGACUGAAAAGGAUGCAAGCGUUGCCAUCAGCUAAUGAAAAUGACAAACAGGAGUCUUUGGGAAAGUGGCUAGUUGUUUUCCCAUAUGUCCCAGGCACUUACUAAUAGGAGAAGUCCUGCUAUUCUUUAGAACAAUACAUAGAGCUCUAUCCCAGAUACUGUCUUCCUGACAUUAAUCUAUCACAUAGUAGUUAAAUACUAGGAGCAGACGAGCUACCACAUACUGGUUAUAGUUUAAGGCAAUUGCUAAACUGUUCCUUCCAAACUAGUUAUUGGCUAACAAAGCAGUUCCUGCAUGGUGCUACUGGUGAUCCCAGGUUUCUAAGAAUGAGGUGUUCUUUUUGUUCUGUUUUAAAAUAGUUGAGAAGCAGGUUUGCUAGCAUGUGUGCUGUUCUGCUUCUGGGAGGUCACUCCCUUAGCCACCUUAUCAGCUUCCUAAGAUACAGGGCCAGGUUUGUGUCCCUCCUAGCUCCACUGCCCUCCCAGGCUGGGGGGAGAGACUUCCUUGCAGUCUUGACAUGCUCCCUUUGAUCCUUCUGGUGUUGGAUCCAGGCUUUGAGUGUCUGUCUCUUAUUAAGACUCAUCCCAGAGAACGGCACUGGAGCUGGAUUAAACAUCUGGUUUUGCAGGAGCUCUGUGUGUGUGGCUGGGUGGCUCUUACCCCUCCUGUGCACUGUCAGCAAAGCGGUCUGCUCCUUCCCCAGCCUGCUGCUGAGUAAUCAGCUUGCUUAUUUAAACCAGCUAUUUCAAUUGCUUCCAUUAAGGUGGCUGAUUUUGACUGAAGUGGAUUAGGGAUUGUUCAGGAGAGCGGUGGGAGAUCUGGCAGUGGUGCUGUUAAAAGGAACUGUCUUAAAUUUCUUCAUCCGUUUGCAAAGGAACCCUCUCUGUACAAUUUUAACUGGUAGUAUAACCUAGGGAAAGAGGCAACUGGCCCAGCACGUCUAUCUGGGGAUUGUCUUCUCUCUACUCCACCGCAGUGCUCAGCAGUGGUGUUGUGAGCCUGCUCAGACACAUUAAAAGCUUUUGUCUUUUCCAGUUGAGCCUGUCCAAAAAUAUUUAAAGGCUGUGCACCCACUUUCAGGCUUUGUUUACAGUGCCUUGAGAAUCACUGCAGAGGAUUCUCCAGGACAUGUGAGGACUUGUUGUUAAGUGGCUGGACUGCGACUUUCUGCUCCGAAAAUCCGCAAGUGCAUUGUGCAGACUGUGAUUGUUAAUUUUUGUGUUUGGCAUUUAGCCCAUGUUAAAAUCACAAUGCUACCGGUGCCCUUUGGGUUCUAAAUAUGUGAAGGAAUUGUACCUUACUGCUUGGGUUCCAUGGCUAAGAAUAGCAGGGGAGGGUUGGGGUCUGUUACAAUUCAGUUUUACCUUUGCACCUUCUGACUUGAAAAAGCAGUGAGCUGUCUCACACGAUUCCCAGAGCUCUGCACAAGAUGUUUUUGCAUAAUGGCCCUCAUGGUGAUCCUUGUUCAAAUUUGUGCAAUAAAAAUACCAGGCUUUUUACACUGAAGGGAAAUAUUUGAAAGGUUAUAUAAAAUUGUAACAAAUCAAGAUGCUGGUAGUGCCUUUAAUAUGGAAAUUCAUAUUUGUUUUUAAUCUAUUGCCGUAAACAUAAGCAAAUCUCUAGAUACUAAAUUUUAUGCUGUUCAGAACUAUCACUUUUAAUACCUUUGAGAAUUUAAGGACUUUUAAUGAUUAUUAAAUCAGAGUGAUAAUAAAGUAGUUUUAUAUAUAUAUAAAAUAAAAAUACAGUUACACAGAUUUGUUGCCAAUGUUGCCUUGAAUUUCCAUUUAAGUAAUUUUGAAAUGCUUUAAUAUUUUUUCCAUUCUAAACCUGUGGUCUUUUCUAAUGUAUUGUUCCUUUUUGGUCUUAAAAGCUUUCUAAAAUAUUUUGUAAUAAUUUUUUAAAUAAAAUUAUCAGUAAAUAA
This is a messenger RNA of Calidris pugnax (ruff), 4996 nucleotides long. RefSeq names its product CKLF-like MARVEL transmembrane domain containing 6 (gene CMTM6). NCBI's taxonomy places the organism in Eukaryota, Metazoa, Chordata, Aves, Charadriiformes, Scolopacidae. The coding region runs from base 28 to 576 and encodes 182 amino acids. The transcript has 4 exons. The record is from RefSeq and is a predicted model, not a curated record. Gene Ontology annotation, cellular component: membrane.